AUGCCAUUAGCUAUUACAAAUAUCCUGUUUUUGAUUCUUGUCUUGAUUCAGAAUGUUUGUUCAAUACCCCCAGCUUGUUUCUUGAGCUGUGCUGCCGAAGUUUCACGGACUUGUGAGCGGGGUUUAUCUCAAAUGACCUGUGUUUGCCUCAAAGAAGACCAGAUAGUUGGUUGUUUGAUCGAUAUAUGCCCAUUUGGCAACUUCAAUAGUGCAAGAGAUCACUUUCUUGGCACUUGUUUGGAACAUGGUAAGCCAACGGUGACGAAUCCUUACCCUCCACCAGCUGCAUGGCCACCAUCCGAUUAUGAAAAGAAUUUACCCAAAAUGCAUGAGUCUGUUUAUCGUCCAGAACCAACUCGGGGUCACCUAGAUGGUACUAUAGCCAAUCCUGGGCUAGAUCCAGCUGAAGGGAUUGUGGAUAAUCACAACCCGACUGUGUCACCACCAACUCAACCAAGUUCAAGUAUACAACAGACACCAAAUGAAAUACCAGUACACCACAGACCAGAUAGGAAUCCACUACAACAAAAUCUGCCGUGGAGAGCCCCUCAAGCACCUGAACAACAACACCCCCGCACAGAGGGUGAGUACGAUGCACCAACGAGGUCAACAGCACAACCAAAACCAGACUUUGUUGACCCAUGGUUCGAUGGCUAUGAUGAAGAUUUCACCGGUUCUUAUGAUCCUGAAAGACCGAUUGAGUGGGAAGAAAUGGACGUAUUAGACCCAUUUGGUCGAUUUGCUGUUGUUCGACGUCCAAUAAAUGUCCCCAAAUCACUGCGAGAUCCAUCCAAUGUUGGCAAAAGAAGGCGCGUUGUGGUGAAGCCACCAGUUGGCCAAGUUCAACACAAACAAAGUCUAGUACAAGAAAGUAGAAAACUUGUUGAAAAAUCGAUCAUCAAUGGAGGCUUGUUCCAUGAAAGCUCUCUUCAAGGCCAUUUGACUGCAUCUGUUUCUCACAAGAUUUCUCCACUGGUAUCAUUACACUCAACUGUCUCAACACAUCAGAGUGAUCGCAGUACACCUAGCGUCACCAAAAUCGCACGUAAGCGGGGCAGCAAAACUAACCGCAAAACUUCCCCAUUUUGA
Molecule: messenger RNA, 1089 nt
Organism: Lodderomyces theae
Lineage: Eukaryota; Fungi; Ascomycota; Pichiomycetes; Serinales; Debaryomycetaceae
Gene: CCW14
Product: Ccw14p
Exons: 1
Coding region: 1-1089 (362 amino acids)
Source: RefSeq, a predicted model, not a curated record